UGACGUGACCAGCCGGGCGAAAGUGAGGACGGUCAGAGGGAAAGAUGGCGGCUGUGAGAAACAUGCAGAGAUUAUGGGGUCUCGGUGUGUGUGCGAUUCGUCAGCACGCUGCUCUGAAAACAUCCAGAGUCCUGCAGCAAAGAGCUUUCCACCUCAAUGGAGCUCAGUGCCAGCAGACGUUCGAUUCGGAGAAGCCGCAGUUCCCCGGGGCCUCGGCGGAGUUCAUUGAUCACCUGGAGUUCAUCCAACCCAACGUGAUCUCAGGAAUCCCUGUGUAUCGAGUCAUGAACCGACAGGGCCAGAUCAUCAACCCGUCCGAGGAUCCACAGCUCUCUAAAGACACAGUGUUGAACUUCUACCAAAAGAUGACACUCCUCAACACGAUGGAUCGCAUUCUGUACGAGUCUCAGAGGCAGGGCCGUAUCUCGUUCUACAUGACCAACUACGGUGAAGAGGGCACUCACAUCGGAAGUGCCGCAGCUCUCAACUCCAACGACCUGGUGUUUGGCCAGUACCGAGAAGCAGGAGUGCUGAUGUACCGCGGGUUCCCGCUGGAUCUGUUCAUGGCACAGUGCUAUGCUAAUGCGGAUGACGUGGGGAAGGGCAGGCAGAUGCCGGUGCACUACGGCACCAGAGACCUCAACUUCGUGACCAUCUCGUCUCCUCUGGCCACUCAGAUUCCUCAGGCGGCGGGAGCAGCGUACGCUAUAAAGCGGGAGAACAGCAACAGAGUGGUGAUCUGUUACUUCGGUGAGGGAGCGGCUAGUGAAGGAGACGCCCACGCCGGAUUCAACUUCUCUGCCACUCUGGAGUGUCCAAUCAUUUUCUUCUGCCGCAACAACGGCUACGCCAUCUCCACCCCCACCCACGAGCAGUACCGCGGCGACGGCAUCGCUGCCCGAGGCCCAGGCUACGGUAUGCUGUCUAUCCGUGUGGAUGGUAACGAUGUGUUUGCAGUGUACAAUGCUACAAAGGAAGCGCGGCGCAGAGCGGUGGCCGAGAACCAGCCUUUCCUCAUCGAGGCCAUGACCUACAGGAUCGGCCACCACAGCACGAGUGACGACAGCUCGGCUUACCGCUCAGUGGAUGAGGUGAACUACUGGGACAAGCAGGACCACCCGAUCUCCCGCCUCCGCCACUACAUGACCGCGCGCGGCUGGUGGGGUGAGGAUGAGGAGCGUGCGUGGAGGAAGCAGUCACGCAAGCUCGUCAUGGAGGCCUUCGAAAAAGCCGAACGGCGUCUCAAACCAAAUCCGGAGUUAAUUUUCACUGACGUCUAUAACGAGAUGACUCCAGGCUUGACUAAACAGAAAGAGUCCAUGUUAAGGCACGUUCAGCAGUACAAGGAGCACUACCCGUUAGACCUGUACGAGAAGUAAUCACUCCAUUUCAGAACCUAGUCACUUCCCUUAGGCACUUCGAUUUAGGGGAUUUAGCAGGAUGGUGAUGCUACAGCUAAAAUGGAAGAUAUAAUUAAAAAUAUUCAAAUAAUCAUAAAUCCCAGUUACUUUCAUGUAGAUACCGCUGGUGCAUUUAAAUCUGGGACUGGGAGAAUUAAGACGUGACACAUUGAAUUGUUCAUCUUGUUUGUCGUUUUGAAUUGGGAUCAGCCCUGUGGUGUAAGAAAUGAAUUGAGACAUGAGCGCUGCACAUUUCUCUGUUAUAUGUUACUAUGCCUCCUGGGUUUUGAGAAGCCAACAGACAGGGGGUGUAUAUAUCCGUUUUAGCCGUCUGCCACUAGGGGCCACUCCGUCAUGCCCUUUAUGAUUCUACACUACUGUGGCAGUCUGUGAGGAAAUGAGAUCAUGGCAUUAACUGUGCUCUCCACACUGAUUGUUAUAAUUAUAAGCCGGUUUCAUGCUGAUGAUCUUUUUAAUAUGAUUGUCAUUAACAGAGAGGCAUGCAUUAUACACAUAUACAUCUAUAUUGACUUGAUCAUUUUAACCUCAUUACAGAAAGCAGUAGAGUCACACGUUUUCACUCUAUUCAUGUUUCUGUCUGAAUGACUCUUUCCACAUCUGUGAAUGCGGUUAGUAAAAGAAAAGUCAUCAGGAUUGAAUGAGCUUGCGGGUUUUUGUUCUGUUAAAACUGACUGUAUAGGUUGUAUAAGGCUGGGUCGAUGUAUUCUGUGUUCUUUAGUAUGGAUUUUGAAUUUGAAUUAAACCUUUUCUUUGGUUUUUAAUGAAUUUAAAACAAACUGCUGCUCUGUCAGAUUUCCUUCACUGUUACAUUAUCUUUAGGCUGACAUUUGGUUUGAAGUUGGGGGGAUUUACUAGAUAAAGUUUGAAACAUUUAAAUAAAAUGCUUGUGAAACAUUAA
Pangasianodon hypophthalmus (striped catfish) is the source of this 2319-nucleotide messenger RNA. It is a transcript of the gene bckdha, whose product is annotated as branched chain keto acid dehydrogenase E1 subunit alpha. Gene Ontology annotation, biological process: branched-chain amino acid catabolic process. The coding region runs from base 45 to 1379 and encodes 444 amino acids. Lineage: Eukaryota; Metazoa; Chordata; Actinopteri; Siluriformes; Pangasiidae. The record is from RefSeq and is a predicted model, not a curated record. The transcript is spliced from 8 exons. Gene Ontology annotation, molecular function: oxidoreductase activity, acting on the aldehyde or oxo group of donors, disulfide as acceptor.